This is a messenger RNA of Exophiala xenobiotica, 980 nucleotides long. RefSeq lists its product as uncharacterized. NCBI's taxonomy places the organism in Eukaryota, Fungi, Ascomycota, Eurotiomycetes, Chaetothyriales, Herpotrichiellaceae. The transcript has 3 exons. Gene Ontology annotation, molecular function: catalytic activity. The coding region runs from base 129 to 770 and encodes 213 amino acids. The record is from RefSeq and is a predicted model, not a curated record.
CAAAAACAAAUCUCAGAGUCCUGGGUGAUGGACGCCUCGAGCCAGUAUAAGAGCACCGAGGAGCUUAUGAACGCCGACCUUGAUCAUACAUAGCAUAACCAAGGUAGGGUUGCUGACCGUAAGUCGAGAUGUCGCGAGCACAAGAAAUUGCAACAGCACUGCUCUCCGCAACCGAGCACUCAAUCGUCCCUCUCACUGCCAAACAAGUCUCACAAGGCUCGAAGCUCUUCGGUGCUGCCAUCCUUGACAAGGCAUCGUUGUCCACAGUGCUUGCUGAAACCAACAACGAGCGAGAGUCACCGCUACUGCACGGCGAGAUAAACUGCAUCCAGCAGUUCUUCAAGCUCCCAAAGGAAGGGCGGCCGGAGACCAAGGAUUGCAUAUUCUUCGCGACCCAUGAACCGUGCUCAUUAUGUCUAAGCGGUAUAACGUGGUCUGGCUUCAACGAGUUUUAUUACAUGUUCACCUACGAAGACAGCCGAGAUCUCUUCGCCAUUCCUUAUGAUAUCGACAUCCUGCAAUCCGUAUACCAAGUCCCAUCACCCGGCGACACCGCAGAGACACUAGCAGCUAAGCCUUUGUACAACCGAAAGAACAAAUUCUUCACCGCACAAUCGUUGGGCCAGCUGAUUGAUGCCGUCGAGGACGAAUCAGCCAAAUCCGAAUUGAAAAACGAGCUUCAGCGGGUAAAACAGCUAUACGAUCAAUUGAGCGCCACGUAUCAAGAAGGGAAGCAGGGUGGCACCGAGUCCAGCAGCUUCUUCAAGUGAGCUGUGCAUGCUGAGAAAGGAAAGCUCCUCUCACAGAAAUCGACCGGCCGAGUUCCUAUCAUGCACGCAUGUCGAUAUCGAUUGGAUGGCCGCCGGAUGACUUUCCAAGGAGGAAAAGCCCGAUCCGCAAAAAGACGAAUUGUCUCAAUGUCAGUGCCAGUGUAUCAUGAGGUACUCAAAGAUCAUAAUCGACUAUGAUCUCAUUCUCUC